AUGAAUCCAUACGAGCCCGUAGAGGGAUUGUAUGUGAAUGCUAAACAAUAUCAUCGUAUUCUGAAAAGGCGAGAAGCCCGUGCUCGUCUGGAGGAGCGUUUGCGUGGAUUGCAAACAACGAAAAAGCCAUAUCUACAUGAGUCAAGACACAAACAUGCGAUGAGACGUCCCCGUGGCCCCGGUGGACGAUUCUUGACGGCGGAAAAAGUUUCGCAGCUAAAGGCGCAAGAAGCAUUGGAAGCAGGAAAAUCAGAAAGCCCUAGUGGUUCCGAAAGUCGUGGCUUGAUGGACACACUCGAUUCAACCCCUACAGGUGCUACAAGCAACGAAUUUCUAACCACCAACGAGACUGGCGAUGACAGUCCUUCUACUCUUUCCUCGCAAGUCCCUAUCAAUACUGCUGGCGGCUCGGCAGGGUUGGAUAUAACACGUUCUAAGGAAGAGACUCAACAGAAUCCUUCGAUUUUUGGUGGUGCUUCAACUGCGAAUUCGAAUCUUCAUCCCAUUUCUGCCAAUCCAAAUACUAAUGCUCAUACUCAUUCUGGUGCCCUAGAUCCGAAACGAAAUAGUGCUACCUCAUCUGCUGCUCUUCCCGCCCAUGCGUCUACUGGCCCUACAAGCAUUGGUCAUUCUGGUAACUCUGUGAAUCCUCAGAUUCAUACUCCUUCUGCAAUUACCAACAGUAAGCAUCAUCGACAACCCGACCCUUCGUCGAAUGCUUCUACUUUGUCUGGCAAUGAAAAUUUACAACUUCGGACGGCUAAUCCCUCCACUGUUUCCGAUUCUCUUUCCGUAAAUGGUUCCGGUGUAGAUCUCAAUUUGUCGAAUCCAAUGGUCUUACAACUGGAUCCUUCAAAUCUGUUGCAUGCUCCUCCUUCCAACCAAAACUCACCUCGUUCACCCUUCUUCCCUUCCUCAACUACCGCUGAAGGUAGUAGACCUUCGCCAUCCGUCGCUAAUCAUCACCAUACUACCGUCAGCAAUCCCGAUUACCGAAGCCUACCUACUACAACCCAUCCUAACGAUGUUUUUCACAGAAACGCUACUCAAACUUACCACACUACUCCUAGUUCCGAAUUGACCGGACCAAAUGGCGAUUCAUUUGCAGAUUUAGAUGUAUACCAAACAGAUGAUCCUGUAACGAAUAGUCUUAUUCAAUCUCACAAUCCCAUGGGCCCAAUUGGAGAUUUAAGCGACCCAAGCGCCGCCCAUGGCUCCGGGAUUCCAAACUUGAGCAGUCAUCAUAUGGGUCAUCUUAAUUUAACAGACAAUGACCAAAAUUCUAUAAUUAUUGAUCAGCAACCAUACACUUCCCAUGAUUCCGCCAAUGCUCAUCCCUAA
Molecule: messenger RNA, 1341 nt
Organism: Schizosaccharomyces osmophilus
Lineage: Eukaryota; Fungi; Ascomycota; Schizosaccharomycetes; Schizosaccharomycetales; Schizosaccharomycetaceae
Product: CCAAT-binding factor complex subunit Php2
Exons: 1
Coding region: 1-1341 (446 amino acids)
Biological process (GO): regulation of transcription by RNA polymerase II
Cellular component (GO): CCAAT-binding factor complex
Molecular function (GO): DNA-binding transcription factor activity, RNA polymerase II-specific; RNA polymerase II cis-regulatory region sequence-specific DNA binding
Source: RefSeq, a predicted model, not a curated record